This is a messenger RNA of Onychostoma macrolepis, 801 nucleotides long. RefSeq names its product cyclin-dependent kinase 11B-like. Gene Ontology annotation, molecular function: ATP binding; cyclin-dependent protein serine/threonine kinase activity. NCBI's taxonomy places the organism in Eukaryota, Metazoa, Chordata, Actinopteri, Cypriniformes, Cyprinidae. Gene Ontology annotation, biological process: protein phosphorylation; regulation of mitotic cell cycle. The record is from RefSeq and is a predicted model, not a curated record. Gene Ontology annotation, cellular component: nucleus.
GUGGAGGAGUUCCAGUGCUUGAACCGCAUUGAAGAAGGCACUUAUGGCGUCGUCUACAGAGCCAAAGACAAGAAGACGGAUGAAAUCGUGGCCCUGAAACGACUGAAGAUGGAGAAAGAGAAGGAGGGCUUUCCCAUCACCUCCCUCAGAGAGAUCAACACCAUCCUGAAGGCCCAGCACCCCAACAUCGUCACCGUCCGGGAGAUCGUCGUGGGCAGUAAUAUGGAUAAAAUCUACAUUGUGAUGAAUUACGUGGAGCAUGAUCUGAAGAGUCUAAUGGAGACCAUGAAACAGCCCUUCCUGCCCGGUGAAGUCAAAACACUGAUGAUUCAGCUGCUGAGAGGUGUCCGUCAUCUCCAUGAUAACUGGAUCCUUCAUCGUGACCUGAAGACCUCCAACCUGCUGCUGAGUCACAAAGGCAUUCUAAAGAUUGGAGACUUUGGUUUGGCUCGGUACGGCUCUCCUCUCAAGCCCUACACACCUGUGGUGGUCACACUGUGGUACCGCUCACCUGAUCUGCUGCUGGGGGCAAAGGAAUACUCCACAGCUGUGGACAUGUGGUCGGUCGGCUGUAUAUUUGGAGAACUCCUCACACAGAAACCUUUAUUCCCUGGCAAAUCGGAGAUUGAUCAAAUCAACAAGAUUUUUAAGGACUUGGGCUCUCCCAGUGAGAAGAUCUGGCCGGGAUACAGCGAGCUGCCUGCGGUGAAGAAGAUGACUUUCACAGAAUAUCCUUACAACAACCCGCGCAAGCGCUCGAGCGCUGCUGUCCGACCAGGGCUUUGACCUCAUGAACAAGUA